AUAAGAAAUUUGAAUGGCAACAUUGUAUACAACUGUCAUCGACGUCAACAGGCAAUUUCAGAUAAAUUUUCGCUCGUUUUGAAUAUUUAAUAUUAAAAAUGGAGGCUCUAUUCGCCCUACCGUUCACAGUACUUGAAAUUCCUAAUAUUAAAAUCAAAAAGCCGACAUGGCUUCAAGCGCCGUCCGCAAUGACAACUUUCUCAUUGGUGCUGUUAUCGUACUUUUUGGUGACGGGAGGCAUUAUAUAUGACGUGAUAGUUGAGCCGCCAAGCGUCGGAUCGACAACAGACGAGCACGGUCACAGCAGGCCAGUAGCGUUUAUGCCGAACCGGGUCAACGGCCAGUAUAUCAUGGAGGGAUUGGCAUCGAGCUUCCUGUUCUCGCUGGGCGGACUAGGGUUCAUCAUCCUGGACCGCACACACAACCCUUCCACUCCUAAGUUGAACAGGAUCUUAUUGAUCUCAGUAGCAUUCUUGUGUAUCCUAGUUUCUUUCUUCACAACCUGGAUAUUCAUGAGAAUGAAACUGCCAGGCUAUUUACAGAACUGAUCUGCUAACCACUUAGAGAACUAAGCAAAUUUUUUUAUGUGUACCUUUAUUUGGGCUGUACACCAAUAAGUUAAUAAAUAUUUUUAUACUUACCAAA
Molecule: messenger RNA, 645 nt
Organism: Manduca sexta (tobacco hornworm)
Lineage: Eukaryota; Metazoa; Arthropoda; Insecta; Lepidoptera; Sphingidae
Product: oligosaccharyltransferase complex subunit ostc-A
Exons: 2
Coding region: 99-548 (149 amino acids)
Cellular component (GO): oligosaccharyltransferase complex
Source: RefSeq, a predicted model, not a curated record